AUGAUUUUGGGAGGUAUUAACCGGGCCGGGGCAGCCGUUCCAACGUUCCUGCGGACCCCCACCAUGAUCCAGCCCCACUUGGACAUGAAGCCCUUCCUACAGUUCCCCAUGGAAACCCCCCCUCCUCCGCACAGCAUAAACCUCUUCCACAACUUCAACACGACCAACACACUGUCCUCAGAUAGCAGCACACACACAGGAGGACCAAUGCAGCUGCAAGCCUCCACUGACACAGAGGAGAAGAGGAUGGACCCGGUGCAGAAGGCCGUGAUCAACCACACCUUCGGAGUUCCUCUGGUGAAAACCAAGCGGCCAGUCAUCUCCUGCAAUGUCUGCCAGAUCCGCUUUAACUCAGAGAGCCAGGCAGAGGCACAUUACAAAGGGAACCGCCAUGCCAGGAGAGUCAAAGGCAUUGAGACAUCCAAGGGUCGACCUCUGGACGGGGACAAGUCUCAUUCUCAACCAUCAAAUUCAUCCCCAUGUCCGCCUGGAGCCCCUGGCCCUGCCCCUGAUAACGAGCCCAGCAAACCGGAUGAGACACGGCCUCUGUCACAGCUAAACGGGCCUUUACUUGCCCCGGGGCCCCUUCCCCCACUACAAACACCACCCACCCCACCCAUGGACUCCCCAGUACCAUCAGUCUGCCCUCUUCUCCCCACUCCACCCCUGAUCCCCCCAACUUCCUCCUCCUCCCCAGGCUGUGGUAGCAGCAGCUCAGAGCAGCCCGCAUCCGGACCCCCAGUUUCAGGAGCGGUUAGCACCUCAGCUUCCAGCAGCCCGGCCAACCCUGAGACAGAGGAAGAUAAGGCCAAGAAACUGCUGUACUGCUCGCUGUGCAAGGUGGCUGUUAACUCUUUGUCACAGCUGGAGGCCCACAAUAAAGGUACUAAACACAAAACUAUCUUGGAAGCAAGGAGUGGGCUGGGCCCUAUUAAAGCAUAUCCUCGCAUAGGCCCCAAGCCCAGUGGAGAGCAGGGAGGGGGGCCUGUGGACCCCAACACUCAGGAACGAACUUUCCACUGUGAGAUCUGCAAUGUGCGGGUCAAUUCUGAACUGCAACUCAAACAGCACAUAUCAAGUCGAAGGCACCGAGAUGGCAUGGCAGGAAAACCUAACCCCCUCCUCAGCCGACACAAGAAGCACAGGGGAACUGAUCUGACGUCUUCACUGACCUUCUCCAAGGAUCUUACCAAAGCUUUGGGUGCGGGGCUGUUGCCCAGCCCCUUGGCUGUUGCUGCAGCAAUGGCCGCUGCAGCAUCCUCAAACCAACUGGCCCUCCGAGCAGCUGCUCCCGCACCUCACCCGCACGCUCACCACCUCCUGCAAGGCCCACAUCUCAGUCAUGCCAUUCUUAGACCCGCCCCUGGGCCCAUCCGCACCACCCACGGGCCAAUCCUCUUCUCUCCUUACUGACACAUCACCGUGUGACUUCAGCCAGUCAGGAACAUCCACUCCAAAAGCACACUGUGAAGCCACAAAGCGAUCAACAAACAGCAAUUCAUAGGGAGAGGGGGUUAAUAAUUUAAAUAAAUGUCUGACUGACAACAAGAGAAAGAAACCGUGGAAAUGAGUACAGAUAUUAUGUCUCUUUUUCCCUUUACCUGAAACUCUCCCUCUCCUUCUUUUUCAGAAGACUUUUAAAAAGAUAGAACAAUCAGAGGAGAGUUGAUCAUUAUGCAUUAAAGUCCCUUGUACAUUCACCACCUCCCCUGGUCCCUCCCUUGCACUGUGGCCCCGUCAUGGCCACCUCGACAUACAGAAGAAACAUGCAGAUCACUCUGGAAACUUUAAACCAUGCAUACUGUUACAUUACUAUGCUGGGCCAGGUUGGGUUUCUCCUCUCAUCUGGACUCAACGUGUUCUCCUCAUCCUAUGCACCUCAAAAAAACCAAGACAAUAAUGUUAUGUCAGUAGGGAAGCUGCUUCCAUCAGUCUUUGCUGUUCGCACCACAUGUAGCAGUGGUGGCCUCCAGAGUACUGUAAAUGUCUUGCUCUCCGUCGGAGGCCGGCAGCCCUUCAAUUUGUGACACUAGGUCCACUCUAGAUGCAACAUGACUUUGGCUAACAGGCAGGUGGUACUCGCGUUUGAACAUGUGUGAUGGAGGGGGGGGGGGGGGGAGGUUAAAGGAGCAGAAAAGUGACUGUGGGGGGGAUUGCACUUCUCUGUCACGUCCCGAGAAGGUGAGGUGAGAGGAGGCCUGGCACGGGUCAGUGGAUGGAUUAGCCGCAGGCAGUAUGCAGACACACGUAGGCCCGGACAAAUCUGUGUUCUAAAAUAGACCGUACAGACACAAACUGCUAGGGGGGCGCAACUGCCAGCUUCCAUAACAGUCAGAGAAGGGCCUCGAUAAAGACGAACAUAAUGAGAGGCAGAAGUCACACAGUGGUAAAUACUGUACCGCUGUAUCUAAAACCAGAUUAUAUAUUAGAAUAUUUAUCUUAUUACGAAUACAAUUGAUAAAAUAUGACAGUGUUAUGAAAUACUGAAAUGUUCAGAGUUUAUUUGGCAAGACUCCUCUUCAGAUUAUCGGAAAAGCUCACAUCCACAUCUUCCUGGACUUCAUUCCUAGGAUGAAUCACUCUGAGAGUGGGCAGAUAUGAUUUAAAUUUGACCCAGUGUUUGGAUGUGCUAAUGUUGUUUCUGCAUACAGCCUCACGGCAACCCUCUGCAGGGACAGGCUUUUCCAUCACUGGGUCGACCCUCUCUGUAUUGCGCGGUCCUCCUACUCCUCACUGAUACCCAGAGGUUCAUUUAAGUCAAUUAUAGAAGUUACUUCUGGCACCUGGCAGGCAAUAAUAUUGAAAGGGAACACAUAUAUUAUAGAGAGAUGAAGAUGAUUGCAUUCUUGUAGAAAUGAUGUUGAGGUGAGGUGAUGACCGAGCCAGAGGCCGCCUGGAGCGGGGUGCCGACACGUCCAGCUUGAGGCAUCUACUGAUACUUCCUGUCUUACAACUGAAAGCCAUGAAACGAACCAUGAUUUGUUUCCUUUUACAAAGACUGGUGAGCACUUUGUUUUGUUCAGUUUGGACUGUUGCUUUGUGUUUGUAUUACACAUAAAAAAGUGAGCGAAAUUGAUUUAAAAAAAAAAAAAGCAGAAAAAAAUAUUUUUGUAGGUAGGAAAUAACUUCAUCCAUAAAAGGGAAGCGAAGAAGUGGGUGGAGUUAUCAUUUUGGGGUUUUUGUACGUGACCCAGACAGACUGAUGAAUAGGCAAUGCAGAUGGGGAUCCACACCAGCUUGCUGAGCAACAGCAGGCCCAUCUCGCUUUACAGCUUGAAACUAACGCCCCUUUCUGAACGAGAUGUACACUGUGCCCUUUCAUUGAGAAGCAAUGAGCUCUAAUGUCUUACCUAUGUCUGAAUAUUGCAAUGCAAUGAGCUUUUUUUUUUAUUAGAGUGACUUGUUAUCAUUGUGACAUGUUGUGACAUGUUGUCUGGAGUCAUGUGUAAAGUGGGAGCAUGCCAGCUGAAAGAUUUCUGUUCUUCCAUGAGGAGUGCAGGUCCUUUAGGGGACUGAGGGGGGGUAUAGCUGGAGACUUAAGCGUAGCUUGGCACAGGGACUGUCCCUUCAUAUUAAAGGGCCUUUUUUUCUAUGGGAAUCUUCUGCUUUGGGAACAGGGUACAGCACCCAGUAUUAAGGGAUACAAGCUAGAUGAACUGUUCAACAGGCUCUUAUUUCAUUUAUAUUUGCAAAGUUUCAUUACUUUAUGUGUGUGAGAAAUGUGUAAAAAUCCAGAGGAUCCUUGUCAAUGCCAUUACCUAAAGAAGAAGCUGGCUUGAUGCCAGCCUCCACCAUUGUGCUCUUUUUCUUUGCUGAAAGUAAUCUUCAAGUUGAUUUUGUGAGUAAGAUACUAUUCCAGAAUUUAUGCUUGCCUUCCUGUUGGUGUGUGUACCAUAUGUAUUCAAGUGUGUGCAGGGAAUUUCUCUCUCCCCACCUCCCACAAAUCAGAGAAAGAAGAGCCUAGGAGCUAUAAAGUGGCCUAAAAAACGAAUAGGUAUGUGUUUGAUUUGGUAAUCUUGAUCAGUCAUGGGGGAUUCCAUCAAGGUCUUGAUCACUAAUCCAGCCUAAUCAAAGUACUGCAGUGUUGUCCCUGUAGGUCAGUCAGUCAAGUAGCACCACGGGUAUGUUCACAAAGUGGUUCUUGCCACCGAUUCAUUUACAUUAUUCACAUUUGGGAAAUAAAUGUUAGAUUCCUAUUUUCUGGGCAGGUACUUCAUGUUAGCUGUGUUUAGGCUCCUAGCCUUAGCCUUAUGCUGCCCUCUGUUUCUCUCAGGAGCAAAAGAGAGAGACGGAGAGGCUAUGGUGUAAUUUUGUCUUGCCAAUAAAGUUAUUUUUGAACUUCAUUAUCAGAGGAACAAAGAGUUUGUAUGGCAAACCGUAGCAAUACCUGACUCAUUCUGGCUACUCUUGUUUAUUGCAAUAAGAAAAUGAAACAAUACAUGUGUUUGUGAGUAAAACAUUAAUGUAAUUUAAAUGAAAAAUAACUUUAUGGUAAAUACUGUUGGUAUCAAGAGAAACCAUGGUGGAAAAAAAACUAAAUGUCAAUAAAUCAUUAAAUGAUAAUGUCUGCAGAGUUUUCAUGAGUGAAUUAGCCUGGUUCAGUGCUUUUUAUUACAGGUCAUAAAGAAAAUGGCAAUUUUGUAGACAUAGUAAAAUUUAAUUUGA
Messenger RNA from Menidia menidia (Atlantic silverside), 4665 nucleotides. NCBI's taxonomy places the organism in Eukaryota, Metazoa, Chordata, Actinopteri, Atheriniformes, Atherinopsidae. The record is from the annotation of a GenBank genome assembly.